AUGGAGACCUUCCUACAAGACUUCCAGCAUCUUAAAAUCCAACUGGAAGAGAUAAAGUCAGCCACUGAUACCUUUGAUAACAACAACUUCAUUGGAGAAGGUGGAUUUGGUAAAGUGUACAAAGGAGAAAUCUCUCACUCUAAGGGGAAAAGCAUGGUUGCUUUUAAGCGUCUAGAUCGUAGCCAUGGGCAAGGCGAUCCUGAGUUCUUAAAAGAGAUCCUGAUGCUCUCAGGUCACACACACGAAAACCUCAUCUCUCUUUUGGGAUUUUGUGAUGAGGAUGGAGAGAAGAUCAUUAUCUAUGAGCAUGCAGCUAAUGGAAGCCUUGAUCGUCAUCUAAGUAGCACUACUCUCACAUGGAGACAACGUCUCAAGAUAUGCCUUGGGGCUGCAACAGGAUUGUGCUACCUUCAUCAUCCCAAGGAGACACAAGAAAGAGUCAUCCACCGUGACAUAAAAAGCUCCAACAUUCUACUGGAUGAGAAUUGGAAUGCAAAAGUUUCUGAUAUGGGACUUUCGAAAGUAGGACCCGCUAAUCAACAACGAACGUUUCUUCUUGUCACCAAUGUUGUAGGCACCCUUGGUUACAUAGAUCCGAUGUAUAUGGAGACCAGCAUCCUAACCGAAGAGUCAGACGUAUACUCUUUUGGUGUGGUUUUAUUUGAAGUAUUGUGUGGGAGAAUGAAAUUAUCUUUCAAGAAAUACCGUGGAGAACGGCCGAAGAUGUGUCAUGUUGUGGAAAAACUGGAGAACGCGCUUCGCUUUCAGGAGAUUUUUGAAGAUGUGGAACAGAAACGACUCUACUAUGAAGAGAUAAGUAAGGCUGCAUCACCUCGUUUGGUCUACAGAUCCGAAGAGCAUCUAAAGAUACUUCUCUCCAAGGGAAUCUUUCUUAACAGAGGCAAAACGUGGCUUUGCUUAGAUAAGGAUGGAGAACACUGUGAAAUGAUAUCCGCAGCAGAAUGUUUGAUUCCUAUUCGCAUUGUAUCAUCCAGUUAUUAUAAACAGCAAAAGAAAUCAAGAAUAGCAGUGAAAUCAAGAUUUGCAGUGAACUACGAUAUACCAUAUUCUAGGCAAUUCAAAACACACGUCAAAACACAAUUUUUGUCAUCACAUGUCACAUACACACUAAACCUAGUGUUCCAUUCUGAUCACUACACAAGUAAUGACUAUUUGGGCCUCAAUUACGUAUUGGCUGGGGAGACAAAAUCUUCGACUGUGUACUUAGCGAAUAAGAGAGAAGAUGGAUGGUUGAUGGCUGAAUUGUAUCAAUUUAAUAGCGAUAGCAGAAAUGUUGAUUUUGAAAUUACGUUUCUGUCCAAUGAUCCAUUGUUGGUGGAAGGCAUCGAGUUUCUGCCAGUGGAAAGAGUGGAUCAUCAAGUGUUAGGGGAUGAGGAUGAGGAUAUUCAAACAGACACAUACUCAGAACAAAAAUUGCCAUGGGAAUAUGGACAAAUAAACGAGAGUGGUGAUGUGUGGCUUUCUCGUGCAAAAAAUAGGGAAACAUGUUAUAUGCUCUCAGCAAAAGUGGCUUUACUAAAAGAAGAGUGGAGAUGGAGGUCUUUACCCGAAUCAAGAUUUGAAGACGUGGCUUUUGAUCCACAUGGCAGCUUUUGGAUAUUCUUCAGCACUGAUAUGCUGUCAAGUGAAACAACAUAUGCAACUUACCUUGUUUACAGAUUAGAAGAAAACCAUUUUGGAUUUGAGCCUCCUUUGAAAGUGAAGUCUGGUGAUUACCUUGUUGGUAGGAAAGAUUCAUGGUUCAUAUAUUUACUUUUGCCUCAAAUUCCAAUUAUCAGACCAAAGGUUUAUCAAAGCACCCACAACCCAAUGAAUAGACCCCAAAGGACGUACCUUCCACAACAAAGAGAUGAUGGUUGGAUGGAAGUAAAAGUAUGGGAAUUUCGAGUGCCUUUUACCACAGAUAAUUAUUCUCAAAGCUCUUUUACGAGUAAUAGUAGUAAUUCCAAAAAUCUUCGAUUGACCCUUCACAGUGAGAACUCGCUUAAAGGCCUUAUUGUGCAAGGGAUUGAGUUUAGACCCACACAUGAAGAUGUAGGUUAUCCUGGUUAUGAUACAGAAUGCUCUUAUGAUUCCGAAUGAAUUGAUUGUAAUAGGUUGUAUUCUUUAUGAUUAGGCAUAAAUUAAUUAUAAUUAAAUAGAGUGAACUCGUUAACAGGGGUGUAUUUUUAAAUAUAAGGCUAGGGGGUGCCUCACCACCUAAGCGCGCACAGUGGUGUGAUGUGGCAUUGGUGGUGCCUCAGAUACAUUUUGUCCGACUGGUAUUCGGUGCCCAAGCAUGCUAAAUUCGCUGAUCAGUAGCCACACAAAACCCACUCACCAAUGUUUCCU
Lactuca saligna is the source of this 2352-nucleotide messenger RNA. The record is from the annotation of a GenBank genome assembly. Lineage: Eukaryota; Viridiplantae; Streptophyta; Magnoliopsida; Asterales; Asteraceae.